Messenger RNA from Oreochromis niloticus (Nile tilapia), 2892 nucleotides. RefSeq names its product fibromodulin b (gene fmodb). Gene Ontology annotation, molecular function: protein binding. The transcript is spliced from 3 exons. Bases 845 to 1885 code for a protein of 346 amino acids. The record is from RefSeq and is a predicted model, not a curated record. Lineage: Eukaryota; Metazoa; Chordata; Actinopteri; Cichliformes; Cichlidae.
UACGUGUUGAACCACUUCCAUCUUAAAUCAGCACAUUGUCUCUCACUUUCUCAGAGGGGGCCUAGAAAGAAGACUGGGAAAGACACACACACACACAUAAUCCCUGAAACUCUGCAUCCAAUUUGGCGGAGGACAUGAAUGGAAAGGCCUAUUCUGAAAUCUAUCCGCUGGCUGAUAAUGAUGCACUUCUGUCUGCAGAUGCCAGCAAAAAACACAUGUUAUCUUUCUUCACCACUUGAAUACUGUAAUUGAGAAAAGUAGUACUUGUAGGCAGAGAAAGAAAUAAAAAUAUUUAAGGCGAAUGAUAGUAGACAAAUGACAGGGUUUGGUAUACUUUGUUGAAACAUACUGCAUAGUAUAUAUUAGACAAAAACAUGCUGCCAUUUAAAAACUGUACUAUACUUAGCUCUUCCAGUAUUUCCAAGAAAUAAUGGCACUAAUUUAAUUAUCAAGGCUGGCAAUAGUGCAUUUCCAUACCAUAACCUCCACCCCAAUUUUUUCCAUGACCACCACACCACAAUAGUAAACAUCAAGCCAGACUGCAUGGCUGUACUAAUGAUAAGGCAUGACGCAGUAAAGGAAAACAAAGCUAUUAAAAAGCAGAUGUCCAUACUAGUUCACACAUGGUAUUGAUAUUUGCAUGGCUGGAGGUGAUAUGUUGAUGUGUAGAUGGUGGAAAAUAUAUGUGCACUAAUGAGACAGAGUGGCUGGGGCUACAGGGGCUACAGCCUCAGAGAGAGGGGAUUUGCUCUAUACCGACAACAUUUUCCACUUAUUCUGAGAAACACACAGGCAGCGUGAGCAAGGGAGGAAGCAUCGUCUCAGAUCAGCCAACUGAGUGAUCAUGCGGACAUUGGUGCUCCUCCUCACAAUAGGAAUAGUGGAUUUGGGUAUUGGCCAACACUACAGCCAGAUCCAGUGGCUGUCCCACCUGCGCAGGCGGCAAUGGCACGCUGGCUUGCAGGCUGAGGAUGCGGAUUGCCCCCUGGAGUGUAACUGCCCCUCAGCCUACCCCACAGCCAUGUACUGUCAUAGCCGCAACCUACAGCAUGUUCCCUAUGUCCCCUCGCAUAUAAAGUAUGUCUACCUGCAGCAUAACCAGAUCACAGGCAUCCAGGAUGGGGUGUUUGACAACGCUACCAACUUGGUCUGGAUUGUGUUAUUUCACAACAAGCUCACCUCAGACAAAAUCGGCAAGAAUGUCUUCAGCAAGCUCAAGAACUUGGAUCGGCUCCUCUUGGAUCACAAUGACCUAACACAUGUGCCUCCUAACUUGCCUACUUCAAUCACAGACCUGCGACUCGGGCACAACAAGAUAUCAAAACUCCUCACCAGCUCAUUCGAGGGGAUGGCCAACCUCACCACCCUUCAUCUCCAAGCAAAUGACAUAGAAGAUGUUGGAGGUGUGUUCAAGGGGUUCAAGUCUCUGACAAUGCUGGAUAUCAGGAAAAACAAGCUAAGGAAAAUCCCUGACAACCUCCCUGUGAGGGUGCAGCAGCUAUACCUGGAAUUUAAUAAUAUAGAAAGCAUUCCAGCAGACUUUCUCACCAUGUAUCCCAAACUGCAGUUUGUCCGCUUGGCUCAUAACAAGCUGACUGAUAAAGGACUUCCUUCCAAUGUCUUCAAUAUCAGCACAUUGGUCGAGCUUGACCUGUCCUUCAAUAAACUGGAAAAGAUCCCUGUUGUCAGUAUGAACCUGGAGAACCUUUACUUGCAAGGCAAUAAGAUUAAAGAGUUCUCCAUGAGCAGUUUCUGCAGUGCUGUUGACAUGUCAAACUUCUCCAGGCUGAAGAUGCUCCGUCUCGAUGCUAAUGAGAUCAAUGCCAAAGACAUUCCUGCUGAAGCCGCCUACUGUUUGCGGCAUGUUGCUUUCAUUGAUGUGUAGAGGUUUCCGAAAUGUCUCUAUCUGUAACACAUGCCAUGCUAUUAUGCUUCACUGUAUUUACCUGAUAUUACUCACUCUCCUCUCCAUUAAAACAUGGUUGAAUAAUGUUUGUUUAACCAGUUACGAAAGCUGUUAGCAUUACUGAAAUGAUAAAACUAGCCAAAAGGAAAUACCGUAGUUAUACAAUCACAUAUCCGGGUGGCAGACAUGUGGAUGACAAAGAGUGAAGAGUGCUGGUCUAACGAGUUACAUCCGCUCAACUAAUUAAUUGGUUCCAGUUGUCUGGUAAAAUGGUUAGUAAUAAUAGUGCGCAGGUAUAAUAGGAAUAUAUAAUAUGAAUAAUAUGAAACUGCCAGUCAUUGGAUUUUUGCCUCCACCAUGUGGCACCUGGUGGAAAAAACAGGAGGCCAAGCAGCAGUGAUUAUCAUCAGUACGUUUUAGUGAACAUUUUAAAAUUAUAAUCAGUGAUGGACACUGAGUAAAGCAUUUACACUUUGUCUUCUGGUUAUUCAGUCCAUAGAACAAUUUUGAUUUUCUCCCCCAUUGUCUGAUUAAGUGUGUCUCUAAUUAAAUAUGUAUUCUACUUCAAAUGAGCCGUGACUGUUAUGUCUCACUGUUAUCUAAUUGUUUACUUCAGUUCACACAGUUACUUUUCAAGACCUUAUUGGGCCACGUAACUCGUCAGAGUUUUUGACAACAAGUUAAUUUGGUUUCCUCUAAUUUGAAGGUAAGAAGCAGACGUGCUGGGAAAGAGGACUGUCAAAAGGUCUCUCCGCUUCUUCUAACUGAUCUUAAGCAGUUCCCACAUAUUUAUUGUUGAAGACAACUUGCCUUUUCAUCUUCCACAGCUGCCUUUAAUCCCUUGCAGAAAGGCACUAAAUUGAAUUAGAGAAAUACUUUACUUGUUUUGUAAUGGUGCAGUGUCUUGGGAUAAAGAAUGGAUCACUGCCAUGCAACGGUGGUUUGCACUCUGAUAAGCGGUAGCAUGUGAAAUUAAGUGUGUUAUA